GGUCUCCGGCAAUGAAAAUAAAUCUACAAUUUCUCGCUGAAAAAUGGUAGUUUGUACUUUAAAUGAAGUGUUUUCAAGUUUUCACCACCGAGCGUCGAUUAGACACGGUAAACAUUACCUGUAGAAAACCCCUGGAAUAUCUCAAAAUAGACCGCGGGGGUGUGUCUAUAUCGAGCGAUCUGAUUGGCUGAUUCAACCUGUGACGCAAUAUCUACCAUUAGCUUUAUCAAAACAACGUGAACGAAGCCGCUUUUUGGUUAAUAUAAUCGUAAUCAUGGCCGAGGUAGACGUUCACUCCGAAGAAAUCCAAUUUAUAGUACAACCGUAUCAAUUUGAACCAACUUUAAGAUCGGAACAACCCCAAUCUUCAUCAGAAUCUUCAACUGAAAGUGACUCAGAGCGAGACUCGGACAUCGACGUGGCUGUGGUUGAUGAAUGGUGCAACUGUCAUAACUGUAUUGACAUGCCAACUGCCAUAGAGAGGAGAUGUUGCCACAGCUUUGGGGUGUGCCAGCUCAAACUAGAAGAAGCAGACAUCACCUGCAUUACAAAGCACGAAGCUUUCCAAGUCAAUUGCCUCAAUAAGCAUGUCCUCGAACUCGCCUUCUACGAGUAUCUAGACUACAAUGGCCCAAUAGGAGAUGAAGAACCAGUGCAUGAACUCUACCGCUACAUUGCAUAUAGAAGAUACACAAGAUGGCUGUGGCAUCGCAUUGGUAAGAAAAUCAGGAAAGUGAUCCCGGCAUGUGUUGUGAGUGCCAUUCGUACCCCAUUCCCUUCAUCGCAGUACACAGGUUUCCAGUAUCCUAGGGACUACUGAGCGUUAUUAAAGA
Messenger RNA from Saccostrea cuccullata (small rock oyster), 833 nucleotides. RefSeq lists its product as uncharacterized. The record is from RefSeq and is a predicted model, not a curated record. The coding region runs from base 275 to 820 and encodes 181 amino acids. The transcript has 3 exons. NCBI's taxonomy places the organism in Eukaryota, Metazoa, Mollusca, Bivalvia, Ostreida, Ostreidae.